This is a messenger RNA of Saccostrea cuccullata (small rock oyster), 1796 nucleotides long. RefSeq lists its product as uncharacterized. NCBI's taxonomy places the organism in Eukaryota, Metazoa, Mollusca, Bivalvia, Ostreida, Ostreidae. The record is from RefSeq and is a predicted model, not a curated record. Gene Ontology annotation, molecular function: zinc ion binding; nucleic acid binding. The coding region runs from base 157 to 1506 and encodes 449 amino acids. The transcript has a single exon.
UUUUGAAUCGAAGCCCAGCGCGUCACUUUUGCUGGACACUUCGAAAAUAAAAGACGUAUAUUUUAUUUCAACGACUUGGUCAUAUUUUACAGGUAUUAUCAUCAACACCCCAAAAUUCAACAUGACAAGUUGGUGGAUGAAUUCCCAAAGUUCCUAAUGAAGAGCAGACCAGUAAAUGAUAUGUACUACCUGCGAGACAGACAAACCAAAGACCAAACUCCUUCGGAAAACAGUGUAUCUAAUCCCGAACCACCCAGCACUGGUCAAGAAACCAAUUAUCCAAUGAGCAGCGCCGAACAACUGGUCAACCAAAGUAUAAAUACAGAAUCUAACAAAACCAGCGAUAUAGAAACAAUAGAAGAAACAACGGACAGUGCUGCUACUGAAGCCACAGCAUCAAACACUGGACUCAGUGAAAGCUCAACUCAAAACACUAGCCACGUUCACACCGAAAGUGACACUGAAAACAUCACAGACAAUACUACAAAUUUAAGUGAAAGUGUAAAUAAUAUCCAGAACAAAAUGGCCACAGGAAUUAAUUUAAAGCUUAAGAAAUUCAGUGGAAGUGAAAAUGUUCAUGUGUGGCUGUCAAAUUUAGACAGCUGGCAAAAAUUUCACAAGGUGACAGACAAUGAAGCACUAUUAGCCAUUGGGUGCAGCCUUGAAGGUCAAGCAGAGACCUGGCUACAAACACUGACGACCCAACAACGAACCAACCUUAAAGACUUUAAGGACUGCCUGAAAAGCAGAUUUGCACCUCAGGAGACAAAUUUUUCCUUACUCUCCAUUAAACAACAACAUGGAGAAUCUACAGACACCUAUCUCUCAAGAGCAGAGAAAACGGCCUUAGGACACGACCUGCCUGAGAUAUAUAAAGUUAAGUUUGUUUUUCAGGGACUCGAGAAACAAAUUAAAGAAAAGGUUCUUUCAAAAGAACCAAAGACUUUCCAACAGUUGCGUUAUGCAGUUUCCCUGGCAAAUGCACAGAUUGAGUGCAGGACAGAAAAUGACAACAGUCUGAAUCUAAUCGCCCUCGCCGCUCAGUUGAAAGAGUCACUCAAGGAAGAAAUCAAUGCCUUGGUACCAAACAUCCCACAGACACAAAAGAAAAGUGGAUGGAAAAACAAAAAACAAACAUUUGGACAAUUUCAACAAGUUCAAGCUAAUCCGCAAUUUCAGCCCACUGUGAACUUUGUGCCCUCUGUGCCUAACGAUGCGUGGACCAAUCCCACUUAUGCUGUGCCGCCUCAAAAUUUCCAUCAGCAUCCACCAAUGCAGCAGAUGCAGACAGCACCAAUGAGACAGAAUGGUCAAAGAAUGGGUAGAGGAUGCAAGGGAUGCGGUAAGUCUUGCUAUCCCAGAUUUAAUUGUCCUGCUUAUAAUGUACAAUGUUUUAAUUGUGGUAAAAUGCGUCACUUUGCGUCUGUCUGUCAGUCACCAAAAACAAGACCACACUUCUCUGGCACCACUCACCCACAAAACCCAACAAACAAUCAAACAUGCUAGGGAAACGCGCCUAUCCUUGUUAAGGAUAGGCACCAAACUAACAGUAACAGUGCAUCCUCACUAACAGCUCAUUCUAGGCAUGAAUCAACUAACAUUCGCUGUCAAACUAACAAGCCCAAAACCUCAAUCUCCCCAUCAACCUCUGCUAACAAGACCAAAUCAAAUAGGGGUAAGAAAACACACAGCUCUGUUAACUUGAUUAUGCCUAUCAUGAAAAAUAGUGUUAGUGUAGAUAUUUAUGGCACCCCCAUACGUGCAUUGGUUGAUACAGGUGCAUCUAUUUCUUGCAU